Mirounga angustirostris (Northern elephant seal) is the source of this 4494-nucleotide messenger RNA. RefSeq names its product achaete-scute family bHLH transcription factor 5 (gene ASCL5). The record is from RefSeq and is a predicted model, not a curated record. Gene Ontology annotation, biological process: regulation of transcription by RNA polymerase II; developmental process. Gene Ontology annotation, molecular function: RNA polymerase II transcription regulatory region sequence-specific DNA binding; DNA-binding transcription factor activity, RNA polymerase II-specific; protein dimerization activity. The transcript has a single exon. Lineage: Eukaryota; Metazoa; Chordata; Mammalia; Carnivora; Phocidae. The coding region runs from base 3038 to 3610 and encodes 190 amino acids.
UUGUCACUUGUCUGAAUGGUUUUAUGAAAAAAAUGGGAACAGUAUGUCUGGAACAUAAAUAAGUAUUGAAUAUUGAGUCAACACAAAUAGAUAUUAAGCUAUAUUUGUAAAAUUGUCACUAGAUACAAAUUUCUGACCUCUAUCAAAUUAAAUUUAAAUAAUUAAAUCAAAUUUGAAUAGACAGGGGUCACGUGGGAGGGUACAGUCUGGAUCUCAUGUUUUUACCCAAACAGGGCACUGCUAGCAAAUAAUUUUCAGCAGUGUUAUGUACCCAACACUGGGCAAGGGGCAGAGAGCAUUAGCUAAGAAUGAAGGGCCAAGCCCCUGCCCUCUGGUGGCUUCUUACAGUCUGGCUGAAGACUCAGAAGGCACAAACUGAGAGUCCAUGUUGGGAGCUGCUGAGCUCAGGCAGUCAGCAUGGGCGGGAGCUCCCUCAAAGGUUGGCAGGAAUGGGGAAAAUCAAGAAAGCUAUGAAAAGGGUCCCAAGGCCUGUCAGUAGAAGCCAAGGAGAGAGGUCAGGAAUGAGCAGAGAGUGACAGGAGGAGACUGGUCCUGAUGGAGCUGAGAGACUGUUGGAAAGAGAUUUUCUAGAACCUUCCGUCGAAGGCAGCAGGGAGCCCUGAAAUGCUGUUGAGCAGGGGAGGGAUAUGUGAAUUUGUCCUGAUGUCUGGCUCAUUUGCUUCCACUCUUGAGAGCAGAUGCAAGUCUCCAUGACGCUUAGAAUCGCUGUUCAUUGUUCCCAGUUUUCAUUCAGCAAGGGCAGAGCUAGCUGGCGACAGAGUUGGGACCCAAUUAAGGACUAAGAUGAGAAAGUGCAGAAGGAGACUCCCCCAGGAAUCUGAGUCACCAACCUCCCCCUGUCAGGGAGAGAGCUAGCCCCUUUCUGUCUCAUGGAAAGGCCUGGUCCAAGACCUCCUGCUGCCCCAUCUCUCCCCGUGUGGGUGCAGCUCACUCAGUCACUCCAUCUUCUAUGAGGAGGACGAUGAUAGAGUAGUGUUGCAGGGGCUAAGACGGCAUUUGUAGGACACUGGGGACACACACAAGUAGGGAGAACAGGGCCUGAGAGAAUUCCUGGAGGAAAUGACACUCAGGCUGAAUCCGCUAACCACAUGGGAUGAGGGUUGUAAAUUCGACGCGGGCCACUUAUUUCUGAGGUAGCAGCUUCCUAGAGCCUGGGAAAGGCUGAGUGUAACCGAGCCCGACCCGGACAAGCCCAACUUGCUGCCUAGCCCUCCGGCCGGUUAUUCAACGAGCAUUUGUGCUGCGUCUGCUACAGGCCAGGAGCUGGCCGGGCUCUGGGCACACAGAGGUGAGAGAAUAGACACUUCCGUUAAGUGCCGCAAGGAGAAGCCCAGGACGGGGUGGGAGGGUGCAGCCUGGAUCCACGGGCACGGGGCACAGAAGGCUUUGGUGUCGCCGCCCCGCCGGGCAGAGGGCUGUGAAAGUCCCAGCAACACCCAAGUCUCUCGGAAUCGGAUUCACUUCCUUCAGGAAAGAGUUACCCCCCUUGGUGGACUUGUGGUGGCCACUGUGCUAGUUCAAUAAGCAGUCUUUGAGCCCUUAGAUGGAAGGCCCUGGAAGGUAUCCCUCCCAAGACCUGAUGCCCACUCUCAAAGGAAAUGACGUCAUCAGGUCCCCCCCUUUUUAAAUUUAAAUUCCAGUUAGUUAACAUACAGUGUAAUGCUAGUUGCAGGUGUACAAUAUAGUAAUUCGACACUUCCAUACAAUGCAAGGUGCUCAUCACAAGUGCUCUCCUUAAUCCCCAUCACCUGUUUCCCCCAUCGCCCCACCCCCUUCCCGCUGGUAACCAACAGUUCGUUCUCUGUAGUUAAGAGUCUCUUUCUUGGUUUGCCUCUCUCUCUCUUUUUUCCCCUUUGCUCAUUUGUUUUGUUUCUUAAAUUCUACAUGAGUGAAAUCAUAUGGUAUUUGUCUUUCUCUGACUUAAUUUGCUUAGCGUCAUAUUCUCUAGCUCCAUCUGUGUUGUUGCAAAUGGCAAGACUUCAUUCUUUUUUAUGGCUGAGUAAUACUCCAUUAUAUAUGUGUGUAUAUAUAUACACACAUCAUGUCUUCUUAAUCCAUUCAUCUAUCAAUGACACUUUCCAUAAUUUGGCUACUGUAGAGAAUGCUGCUAUAAACAUCGGGGUGCAUGAAUCCCUUUGAAUUCGUAUUUUUGUGUCAUUUAGGUAAAUAGCUAGUAGUGCAAUUGUUAAAUCAUAGGGUCAUUGGGCGCUUUUUAUAAGCCAGGCCCAGGAGGUGUUUUUUGGCAUAUUUUUUCUCAUUUGAUUCUCACAUAUUAUUAUUAAUCUCCUGUGAGGGAUGUUGAAUUAUCUCCAUAUGUGGAAACCAGGACGCAGAGAGGCCCCCCAACCAUGAAAGGAUGAACACAGGUUUGAACCCAGCUCUGCCCCUAUCCUCCUCCUCCUCAGCAGCCACACUGCCUCGGCUCGGGAUGCUUAUGAUCCCCCUGGGGGGUGGGGGUGGGGGUGACACAGAAGAGCCCAUAAUACAAUUCCUAAUUGAUACGUUCACUCUCCUCUUCUUUAGAAACAUUUCCCUGAGCUGAGCGGGCACACUUCUCACAGCAGCCGCCGUUGUGAGGCCCCGGGCGGCGGGGGGAUCCCCAAGGCCGUGAGGAACAAGAACCGGGCACCCGUGGCCCCAAGUAUGAAGUCCCAGGGUUAGUGCCCGUGGGAGGUGCCCAUGCUGGGCUCAGGAGGAGCCGGGGUGCCGAGGCCUGCUGCCCUGCCCAUGGGCGCCACGGAAGAAGGCAGGGGUCCCCGGAGUUCUGCGGCGCCACGGCUGGAUCGGAGAGGGAACCGCUGAGCCUCUGCCAGGAGCCACACUAAGGCCACAGCAAUGACUUCUGUCAGGGAGAUCUCGGAGGCCACCCCAGAGGGCGAAGAGGAGCCCUAACCCAUCCUGGUACCCCGGGGCCGCUGCUGGCGAUGUGACUCGUCCCGGUGGUCGGGACCGCGCAGAGCCCAGGCGGCGCCGAUUCGGGGAGGGUCUGCCUCUGGGUGCAGCUCCACGCGGCACCAUGAACAAUAACUUCUGCCGGGCCCUGGUGGACCGGCGGCCCCUGGCGCCCCCCAGCUGCAUGCAGCUGGGCGUCGUGCCCGCUCCGCGCCGGGCGCCCUUGCCCCCCGCCGAGCCCCUGGGCAACGUGCCCCUGCUGCUGUACCCGGGCCCGGCCGAGCCGCAGUACUACGAUGCCUACGCGGGCGUGUUCCCCUACGUGCCCUUCGCCGGUGCCUUCGGGGUGUACGACUACCCCUUCGAGCCCGCCUUCAUCCAGAAGCGCAACGAGCGCGAGCGGCAGCGGGUCAAGUGCGUCAACGAGGGCUACGCGCGCCUCCGCGGCCACCUCCCGGGCGCGCUGGCCGAGAAGCGGCUCAGCAAGGUGGAGACGCUGCGCGCCGCCAUCCGCUACAUCAAGCACCUGCAGGAGCUGCUGAGCGCGGCCCCCGACGGCGCGCCGCCCGCCGCCUCCCCGCCCGGCUGCCGCGGCGACUGCGGGGCACGGGCGCCCGCCUCCCUGGUGCCCGACUCGUCCGAGUCCUCCUGCUUCUCCUCCUCGCCGUUCUUUGAGUCUGAAGAAUCCAGCCACUGAUCGGGACGGGGGCUGGUGGGGGUGGGGGUGGGGGUGGGGACCCGCCAGGGCCGUCCCACUCCCGACAGCAGCCCGGGGACUGCCGGGUCACCCGCGGUGCGGCUCAGGCCCCUGGCGUUUGCGGGCCCGCGGCGCUCGGGUGUCUGCGACGCCGUCCUUCUGCCACCGCCACCACCGACCUCAUUCCUUCCAGCUUGGGGCAGAGGUGCAGGGAGGGGGAGAGAGGGGCACCACAGAGACCGGAGGAGCCCCGUCGGUGCAGUGAGGGCGCAGGGCCUGGGGAAGUUCCGGGUGCGCGCCGCGCCCGCUCCAGGCCGCGGGAGGGUAACCCAGCACGGCCAUCCCUUGGGUCCGCCUCCCGCUCGGCUUCAGCCCCGCGCUGCGGAAAGUCGGAGCUCAGCUCCCGGUUGUGCACCCCCCGCUGUGGGGCCUCUCCGACCUCGACCUCCGUCGCCACGGGUGCAGCCCUGUGUCUGCGACUCCCCAGGAGGCCGGCCGGGCUUUGGUUGGGAUGAGCCAUGCCCUUGCUGUCCACGAGAUGGCCUCAGAUCCUAGCGUCCACUUUGGGAGCUUGCUUGCCACCCCGCCUCCCACCCCCCCCCCACCACCCCCACCACCCCCGGAGGAAAGGAGGCCAGACUGCGGCUUGCACUCCGCCCAGAUCAGACUUGGGAGGGGGCCAUGUGCGUGCCUUGGUGGCGCCCUCCGGCUUCCUCCAUGGAGGGCGAUUACCCACCCCCACCCCUGGCCCCCAGGGUGGCCUUUUCAUCCUUUUCCCCCCAGGUUGCUUGAGGACUGCGUUUUCCCCCCUCAGACUGUAUCCCUCUGUGGGCAAUGGGACCAUAUGGCGCUGUGUUUGUACCAAGAAGCUAAAUAAAAGAUUU